AUGGAGAUCUUAAGAUUGUUGCCGAGGACCGAGGUUAUUAGCGUACCAAAUGUAUCUGAGGAAUCAAUUCCCCUGAGAACGUUAGAGGUCAUUGGGUUUCAUGUUCUUCCUUCACAGGUACAAUCAGUGAGGCUUAUAUUUGAAAGACACCCUGAAGCUGCAGUAGAAUUCCGCGCAAAGAACCAGCAUCUGAGGACAACAUAUAUAAUUUUCCUGCUUAGCUUAAUCGAGACGCUGUACCAGCCACUUCAGGAGCUUUCCAGUGAAGAUCUAGUGGAAGCGGACAUAGCCUUAACAUACUUGAAAGAUGCUGGAUUCAAGGUGGAUUGGUUGGAGAAUAAGCUAGACCUACUAAAGGCAAGGAAGGAGAAAGAGAAGGCUUGCGAGGUACGAGUACAAGAAAUGGAGGUACAACUUCAUGACUUGAAGCAUAAGUUUGAGAUUGAAAAGGCAGAGUUAGUCGUUUGCAACUAG
This is a messenger RNA of Brassica oleracea var. oleracea, 474 nucleotides long. Its product is annotated as MATH domain and coiled-coil domain-containing protein At3g58410-like. The coding region runs from base 1 to 474 and encodes 157 amino acids. The record is from RefSeq and is a predicted model, not a curated record. NCBI's taxonomy places the organism in Eukaryota, Viridiplantae, Streptophyta, Magnoliopsida, Brassicales, Brassicaceae. The transcript has 2 exons.